CUCUUCAUGGUGGAUAAUGCAGCUGAUGACUGGAGGAUUGCCAUGACUUAUGAGCGGAUCUUCCUAGUUCUGCUGGAGCUGCUGGUCUGUGCCAUCCACCCCAUCCCGGGCCAGUAUGUCUUCACCUGGACGGCCCGGCUGGCCUUCACCUACAUGCCCUCAGUAACUGAUGCUGACGUGGACAUCGUCCUCUCCAUCCCCAUGUUCCUCAGGCUCUACCUGAUCAGUCGCGUCAUGCUGCUGCACAGCAAGCUUUUCACAGACGCCUCGUCGCGCAGCAUCGGCGCAAUCAACAAGAUCAACUUCAACACGCGCUUCGUCAUCAAGACUCUCAUGACCAUCUGCCCUGGCACCGUGCUGCUGGUCUUCAGUGUCUCCUGUUGGAUCAGCGCCUCAUGGACAGUGCGCAUCUGUGAGAGAUAUCAUGACACACAGGAAGUGACCAGUAACUUCCUUGGGGCCAUGUGGCUCAUCUCCGUCACCUUUCUCUCCAUUGGUUAUGGAGACAUGGUCCCUCACACUUACUGUGGAAAGGGUGUCUGUCUGCUGACUGGAAUCAUGGGGGCCGGCUGCACUGCCAUGGUGGUUGCUGUAAUUACGAGGAGGCAGGAGUUGACCAGAGCUGAAAAAGCACGAUUUCACAACUUCAUGAUGGACUCUCAGCUAUACAAACGA
This is a messenger RNA of Oncorhynchus gorbuscha (pink salmon), 675 nucleotides long. Its product is annotated as small conductance calcium-activated potassium channel protein 2-like. Gene Ontology annotation, cellular component: plasma membrane; neuron projection; neuronal cell body. Gene Ontology annotation, molecular function: small conductance calcium-activated potassium channel activity; calmodulin binding. Gene Ontology annotation, biological process: potassium ion transmembrane transport. The record is from RefSeq and is a predicted model, not a curated record. Lineage: Eukaryota; Metazoa; Chordata; Actinopteri; Salmoniformes; Salmonidae.